AAUAUGAUAAAAGAGAUGAUUUUGAUAUUCUACUGGUUACUAUUCGGAAAAACAUUACAUGAAAUUCUUUAUUGAAAAUUCUAUGAAAAACUGUUUUAUCUGAUUAUUUUAAAAAUUUUUCAAUAUUUUAAACGAUGGAAAUUUUAAUAACAGAUAUUGAUGUAAAAGAUAUAAGAUUUCCAACAUCAUUAUUAGCAGACGGAAGUGAUGCUAUGCACACUGAUCCUGAUUAUUCUUGUGCAUAUGUUACUAUUAAAACGAACAAAGGAAUCGAAGGAUAUGGAUUAACAUUUACCUUAGGCAGAGGCACAGAAAUUGUCGUACAAGCGUGUAAAUCAAUGUCUUAUUUGGUAAAAGGAGAAAAUGCCAAUAAUAUUUUUACACACUUUGGAAUAUUUUGGAGAAAAUUAACUAGUGAAUCGCAAUUAAGAUGGAUUGGUCCAGAAAAGGGUGUUAUUCAUCUCGCAACAGCUGCUAUAAUAAAUGCAUUGUGGGAUUUAUGGGCUAGAAUAGAAAAAAAGCCAGUCUGGAAGCUGCUUACAGAUUUGAGUCCCGAACAAUUAAUUUCUACGAUUGAUUUCAGAUAUAUUACCGAUGUUAUUACAAAAGAAGAAGCAAUAAAAUUAUUGAAAGAUAAUCAAAAAGGUAAAGAAGAACGCGAAAUAAUAUUACGAAAAAAUGGAUAUCCGGCUUAUACAACACAAGUGGGCUGGCUUGGAUAUAGCGAUAGCAAAGUUAAGGAACUUUGUGCUAAAUAUUUAGCUCUUGGUUUCACAUCUUUCAAGGCAAAGGUUGGCCAGAAUUUAACAGAUGACAUAAGAAGAUGUCAACUUAUUCGUGACGUGAUAGGAUAUGAAAAUAAAUUAAUGGUAGAUGCUAAUCAAAUAUGGGAUAUAAAUGAAGCAAUCGAAUGGAUGAAACAAUUGAUCAAAUUUAAACCAACUUGGAUCGAAGAGCCAACAUCUCCGGAUGAUGUGUUAGGACAUGCAAAGAUCGCGAACGAAUUAAGACCACAUGGUAUUGGUGUUGCAACAGGUGAAAUGUGCGCCAAUCGCGUAAUGUUUAAGCAACUGUUACAGGCAAAGGCAAUUGAUUAUUGUCAAAUCGAUUCAGCUAGAAUAGGAGGAAUCAAUGAAAUAUUAUCUGUUUAUUUGAUGGCAAAAAAACUGAAUGUUCCAGUAUGUCCACAUGCUGGUGGAGUAGGUUUAUGUGAAAUGGUGCAACAUCUUCAGAUGUGGGAUUUUAUUUGUUUGAAUGCAUCCAUUGAAAAUCGUGUGAUAGAAUAUGUCGAUCAACAACACGAGCAUUUUGAACAUCCUGUAUAUAUUCAAAAUGCUUGUUACAUGCCACCUACAAAUCCGGGAUAUUCCACCAAAUUUACCGAGGAUAGUAUUAAAAAUUAUUCAUAUCCAAAUGGAGAAAAAUGGAAAAAUAUAUAUAAAAAAAAUUCAUCAAAUCUUAUACAAAUCAUAUGAUUAAAAAACAUACAAAAUCGAAAAUGUAUAUGUAUGAUUAUAUAUAUUAAUUAAAAUAUAUAUGAUAAUUUAUGUUUUAAUAUAAAUACAUAUUUGCAAUAUAUCUCACAAAACAAAUUAAUUAAAGUUUGGAUAUUAAGUUAUAACAAUGCUAUUCAAAGAACACAAUUUUACUUUUUACCAAAAAAAAUAUCACAGUUACUGAUCUUGAUUUUAACCUUACCUGAUAUAAUAAAAUUUUAAUAAAUAGUUGACAAAAUUUUAUAUUAUUACUUAUUAUCUUCAAAUUGAGACUUCAUAUAAUUAAUCUGUAAAAUAUAAUAUAUAAUAAUAAAUAUAUCAUAAGAUGAUAUGAAAUAUAUGUUAUAAAUAUAAAAUACAAUAUUAUAUAUUAUGUAUAUUAUAAUAUUAUGUACUUAUUAUCUUGAAGUCGAGAUUUCACAUAAUCAGUCUGUAAAAUAUAAUAAUAAAUAUCAAUUUGAAAUAAAUACACUUAUAAAAU
Molecule: messenger RNA, 1977 nt
Organism: Apis dorsata (giant honeybee)
Lineage: Eukaryota; Metazoa; Arthropoda; Insecta; Hymenoptera; Apidae
Product: mitochondrial enolase superfamily member 1-like
Exons: 6
Coding region: 135-1475 (446 amino acids)
Biological process (GO): carbohydrate catabolic process; amino acid catabolic process
Molecular function (GO): L-fuconate dehydratase activity; magnesium ion binding
Source: RefSeq, a predicted model, not a curated record